Cryptomeria japonica (Japanese cedar) is the source of this 742-nucleotide messenger RNA. RefSeq names its product protein TAB2 homolog, chloroplastic-like. NCBI's taxonomy places the organism in Eukaryota, Viridiplantae, Streptophyta, Pinopsida, Cupressales, Cupressaceae. Gene Ontology annotation, molecular function: RNA binding. The transcript has 2 exons. The record is from RefSeq and is a predicted model, not a curated record. The coding region runs from base 13 to 402 and encodes 129 amino acids.
AUACAAGAGGAAAUGGAAAUUGUUCAAGAAGGUUCCACUUUUGGAAGUGUUUUAGAUUUGCAAGUACUUGGAUUUGAGCUUCCAGAUGAUGCUUUGAUACCAGGUGUUGCUGUUGCAACUUCGCGAGCUAUUGCUUUGGCAGCUUUUACCAAUUCGUUGGAAAUAGCCUCCAUUGAUGUGGAUCGACAGCGUGCCUGUCUGGUUUUGUCAGCUGGGGUUUCCAAAAGGUGGCUGUAUGCUUAUUAUAAAAAAAACAAACAAACAGAUCAGGAAGCAGAAGCUUGGGAAGCAGCCAAAAAAGCAUGUGGUGGUCUGCACUUCUUAGCUAUCCAAGACUCUCUAGAUUCAGAUUCUUGUACUGGAUUCUGGCUUAUACUGGACAUGCCCAGUCCACCUGUAUAAUGUUAUAGACAGUAAACUUUCUCAAAGUAUCUAAAAGGAAAUGAUUCUGGUGAAUUCUAUAUUUUUGUAAUCUGCAAAUAUUUGGUGAUUUUUAGCCUAACCAGUAUUAUAUAUUCAUGCGUAAUAUUCUAAACCAUGUAUAUAACUGAGAUACCCUCAACAGGAUUUAAUGGCCAGACCACUUCCUACAUUGAAAUUCUGUGAACAUCAGUUCAUUUAUUAGUCAAAUCAUGAAAACACGACACCUAUAUUUGAAUAUUUAAAAUUCUUUUGCUUCUUUUUGAGAUACUUCUGGAGGAGAAAAUCAAUUUAAUACAUGUUUUCGGACAAAUUUUCUUUC